AUGGAAGCAAAACGAUUAUAUCAUUGUGACGUUUGUUCUUCUGAUUGCACUAAUCGUAUACGAGUACAAUGUGCAAUAUGUGCUGAUUAUGAUUUAUGUGUACCGUGUUUUUCAGCAGGACUAUUUUCUGGAACUCAUCAACCGCAUCAUGAUUAUAAGGUAAUAGAACAAAAUACGUAUCCUAUUUUUGAAGAGGAUUGGGGUGCGGAUGAAGAACUUUUAUUAAUUCAAGGCUUAGAAACAUUUGGAUUUGGUAAUUGGCAAGAUGUAGCUGAUCACAUUGGGAAUAGAUCCAAAGAUGAAGUGGCUAGACACUAUGACGCAAUUUAUUUAAAAUCCAACGAUUACCCUCUUCCUGAAAUGAAUAAAGAUUUCCAUCAUAUAUCACCACAUGAAUUUUUAGAAUCAAGAAAGAAGAGAUUGGAGAUUCGAAAAAAUCAGCCAUUACCUCCCCCUAAACCCAAACCUGUUCCAUCGGUUCCAUUAUGUCAUGAAAUUCAAGGUUAUAUGCCUGGUAGACUAGAGUUUGAUCACGAGCACGAAAAUGAAGCAGAAAUGACUGUCAAAGAUAUGAUUUUCUAUCCUGAUGAUCAAGCAGGGGAUAUAGAAUUGAAAUUAACAAUUUUGGAUAUAUAUAAUUCAAGAUUAACUUCAAGAGCAGAAAGGAAACGAGCAAUGUUACUAAAUAAUUUGUUGGAUUAUCGGAGAAAUAUUGCUCAAGAUAAACGGAAAAGUAAAGAAGAAAAGGAUUUAUUAAAAAAGAUCAAUGCAUUUAUUAGGUGUUUAUCACCUUCUGAUUUCACUAGUUUUUCAAAUGAUUUACUCACGGAAUUAAGGUGCCGUAUGAGAAUACAAAAGUUACAAAACUGGCGACGUCAUGGUAUAACCUCAUUAGAAGAUGGAGCAAAGUAUGAAAAGGAUAGAUUAAUUAGACAAGCCCAUUAUCAAAGAAUGGGUAACAAUGGACUCUCUGCACGUCUGGCAGCAGUUAAUGGUAUUAAUGGACGUGAUCUGAGUGUUGGUGUUGGUGGAUCAGGUGGUAGUUCUGGUGGUAGAUCUUCAUCUGUUAGAUAUAAUGGUUCUACUCCUCAACCACCGGAUUACAAAUCGAGAGGUGGGACUACAAAUGGUAGGACUCCAUUAGAUAUUUCUCAUGCAGCUGACUUUGAUUUACUUUCAAAUGAAGAGAAGCAAUUAUGUGCUACACUUAGAAUACUUCCAAAGCCGUAUUUUGCAAUUAAAAAUCAAUUGAUGAAAGAGGCCAUUAAAAACAAUGGGAUCCUUAAGAAAAAAGAUGCUAGGAAUGCAUUAAAGAUUGAUGUCAAUAAGGCUUCAAAAAUAUACGAAUUUUUUGUACAAAUGGUGUCUUUCUACUUUAAUAUCUACCAAGUAUCCUCUUUAGAUAUUGCUUAUUACAUCUGGUAUGAAAUGGCAAAGAUGAUUGGAAUAAGAGCAUUAAUUUGUUUUGUAUUACAGUUUGCAGUUAUUACUGCGCAGUUUUACCCCUUGAACAAAAACGGUGAUAUACCUGAGAAUGUGAUUCCCUAUAAUAAGGGACAACAAGUACCUUUGGAAUGUAUAAGUCGAGAUAUUGAAGAUGGUAAACACAAGUUAGAUAAUAAGGGAAACAUCAUCUAUAAGGCAUUUCCAACGUGUAAGGAGACAGGCCAACCUUUAACUUUGGCAUUUGGGAUUAAUUCAGAUGUAAAUUGCACCAUCCACAUGACUGAUGAAUUAUACCACUUAUUCCAAUUUUAUAUUCAUGAAGAUUCUCCAUUUAGUUGUCGUGUUCCAAUAAGCAAUGAGAAAAACUACUUGGAACAAGGAGGUGCAUUUGUUCCACUUGCAUUCAACUUCAGAGGUGAGAUCCAUGAGUCCCAUUUAGAUAUUGAUAGCAAUCUUAAUGUUCUUACGUUGGUACCCAACAUCAUGAAUACUUUUCUUAGCACAACAGCUUGGUCUUCGGGAACAGAAACCACGAGAGUGGUUAUUGGGGAAACGUUAACCAUUCGUUUGGCAAUGCGCUGGUUUAGAACCAAUGAUGUUAUGUCUCUUAGUAUUGAAUCACCAGCAUUUAACGGUUUGGAACAGCCCAAUGAAGUGAAUGCCAAAUUGAGUGAUGUUUAUUCGCGAGGAUUUUACAAGUUGAAGGACUUUUCCAAAUCUUAUGUUCCAUUAUCCAUUGUAGGAGUCUACGUUAUAUGUACCAUGGUUAUUAGUGUUAUUGGAACUUUGACCUAUACCUGA
Molecule: messenger RNA, 2247 nt
Organism: Lizanozyma spartinae
Lineage: Eukaryota; Fungi; Ascomycota; Pichiomycetes; Serinales; Debaryomycetaceae
Gene: ADA2
Product: chromatin-binding transcription regulator
Exons: 3
Coding region: 1-2247 (748 amino acids)
Biological process (GO): regulation of transcription by RNA polymerase II; chromatin remodeling
Cellular component (GO): nucleus; SAGA-type complex
Molecular function (GO): chromatin binding; protein binding; transcription coactivator activity
Source: RefSeq, a predicted model, not a curated record